UCAUAGAACUGUCAAAAUUCAAUCUGUCUUUGUUCGAGCUUUGCCACAGCGCAUUAAUUUCUGAAAAAAAUUCGAAAUGGAAGCUAAGGGGAAGCGAACUUUAAAAGCAAAAGUGGAGGAAGCGGUGGAAUCGAAUGCGGAGCAUACAGAGCAUAAGUGUAUUGCGGCGCCGGGAUGUGGACAUGUGCAGAAAGGGGCGUUCAACCACGGCAAUUUUCUGCGCCACCUCCGCACGAAGCACCCGGACAGGCUCGAGUAUCUCGAGAUUCCUCCGGCAACGUCUAACAACAAGCGGCUCGCGGCAGAAAUGAGCAUGUCCCCCAACCCUGGACCAAGCAAGGAACCUCCCAUCAAUCCGUCUGCCGGCACCCCCGCCAAGAGAGGCAAAAAGGCCAAAGUAUCGAUUGAGCUGGACCGCCAGCAGGUGUUGUUGGGAACGCUUCAGCUUGUAACAACAAACGCACUUCCACUGCAGUACCCGGAGUGGUCUGGGUUCCAGAGCCUGGUCCAACCAACGUGGUCAGCAUUUCAGCUCACCAUGAACCGGAAGAAUAUGGCGGAUCUUGUGACACAAGCAGCAGGAAUCAUGCGCGGUUUGAUCAAGGAGCAGGUCUCUGGGAAGUCGGUCAAUUUGUUGAUUGACAGUGCAACCCGCAGGAAUCACCACUCUCUUGGGAUUUCGGCACAGUUUUUUGACGAGGCUCAGCACAAAGUGGUGGUGAGAUCUCUUGCGAUAAAAGAGGUAAUAAAUCGACAAACUGCACGGUUCCUUGCUGAAACAAUGAAGCAAGAAGCGAUCGAUAAUUACAACGUGAAGCCACUCCAAUUGUACACUGUGGUAUCGGACAACGCCCCAAAUGCUAACUCAUCAAUUCGUAAGCUGGGAUACAUUUUGAAAAAAAUGAUCGAAGAAGGAUCGUCGGAUCUUUUGACCGCGGAAAUCGCGGAAGUUGAGGAAUGUUUGGCGUCGGUCGGACCUCAGAGGAUUAUGGACAUGGACGCGAUGGACGAGGCAGAGGUGGACGAAGACGGUUCGGAGAGCGAAGACGAUCAAGCCGAGGAGAUUGUAAAUUGGUCAGAAGAACCUGCGGCGGAUGAUCUAGAGAUCAGCGAAGCAGACUACGACCUAGAAGGCACCCGUUGUGCUGCACACUCUUGUCAGCUGGCCGUGUGGGAUGUCCUUAAGAAAUCGACGAAAAGGAUUGAAGUCAUAAAAAAAUUGGUGAAGAACACUCGCCUCAUCAAGUAUCGAGAGACUUUCGUGAAUGAAAAAGGAUCGUUCGCUCCUAUUUCCAACGCUACCCGCUGGAAUGCAGUUUUCCUUAUGCUUAAAGCGCUCAAAGAUCAACGUGCCUUUUAUUUGAUGCUGGAGAACAAAUUCAGCGAACUUGAAUUUUCCAAACAUUGGACAUUUAUUAACGAGUAUUGUGAGGCGCUUGAACCAGUUUUCCGACUGACCAUCUAUCUGCAGCGUGAACACGUUCCACUUUCUGAGUUUUACGCGCAGUGGAUCAUUUGCCAGGCAUCGCUAUUUAAUUUGCAAAACAAUAAAUUGGCGGUAAAGUUAUUAGCCGCAAUGGAACAACGCCUCAAGAAGCUUACGGAGACAAUUCAAUUCAAGGCCGCUCUCUACUUUGAUCCGCGAUUUAACUAUAUCGGUUCGGGAAAAAUAAUAACCGAAGACAAAGAAGCAGUUCAGCGGUUCUUGCUGACAUUAUGGACACGGCUCAAUGCCAUCGAUAGCACCGAGGAAGACGAGGAACCGGCAAGCAGCGACGCGUCGACUGAAACGAAUAGUUUCAUAAAACAGUAUUUGGACACAUAUUUCCAAAAGGACGCUGUUGUGGAGGAUGCCCCAGUCACCAAGCCGUUGGCCAAGAUUCACCGGCUGAUUAAGGAGUUAGAGUUUCAGCCAAAAGUGUUAUUGGAGAACCAACAAUUCGACGUAAUGAAAUACUGGAUGAAGCAGCGGACGGGUCAGCCGGAAUUGUAUCGCUUAGCCAUGGUGGUUCUUUCAGCGCCAUCUACCCAAGUCAUCAUUGAACGAUCUUUUAGUGCAUUGAAACUCAUCCUUAGUGAUCUGCGACAGCGGUUGUCUGACCCACGCAUUCAAGAUUUGAUGAUCCUGAAACUCAACCCUGAUUUGCUGCCUCGUGUUGUGCAGAUUUUGGAUAAUGAAAUUUAAGUUCAUUUCGAUUUUGUAACUAUAAGCAACCUGUAAUGUGAUACUGUUCAAUUCUCUUUAAAAUAAAUUGAAAUACAAAUAAAUAUUAAUUUGGUAUGCUGCUGAUUGUUUUAUGAUUCAUAAAUAAGACCCAGCUCAACCAACUCUAGCUUCAACCACUACUCCUAUUCAAAGUUUGAAAAUAAGCCGUCUCCGACUCCACUCCUCAAACGAGAUCCGACACCACAAACUCCGGCUCCGAACCCGACUCCACAGCCCUGGAAAUAAUACAAGAGGUCCCGCCCGUGUGGAUCAAUCGGACCGCGCACUGGCUCACAAUCCAGAGGUUGCUGGUUCGAAUCCCGCGGCGGGCGCUCUAAAAUUCUUUGUGUAAAUAUGGGUAUUCGGCGCCGUCGCUCCGUGCCAUACUUUCAUACACUUAGGAGCCCAGGGCGGCGAAGUCCUUGUAGUUAAAAAGGAAGACACUAGUGGUUGGUACUAGCAAUGGUGGCCGACAGCUAUAAAGUCAACUUCGUUUUUUUUUUUCAUUCAUCCCUGGAACAAAGCUACGUCAUUUGCGCAUGUCACUUAUUACACGGUUCAUUGGCUCAAGAACCGGGGUUGGGAGUUCCGAGGAUUCCUUAUGGAC
Culex pipiens pallens (northern house mosquito) is the source of this 2813-nucleotide messenger RNA. RefSeq lists its product as uncharacterized. The transcript has 4 exons. Lineage: Eukaryota; Metazoa; Arthropoda; Insecta; Diptera; Culicidae. Bases 77 to 2185 code for a protein of 702 amino acids. The record is from RefSeq and is a predicted model, not a curated record. Gene Ontology annotation, molecular function: protein dimerization activity.